Setaria italica (foxtail millet) is the source of this 2138-nucleotide messenger RNA. RefSeq names its product cytochrome P450 89A2. Gene Ontology annotation, molecular function: iron ion binding; oxidoreductase activity, acting on paired donors, with incorporation or reduction of molecular oxygen, NAD(P)H as one donor, and incorporation of one atom of oxygen; heme binding. The transcript has a single exon. The coding region runs from base 204 to 1790 and encodes 528 amino acids. Gene Ontology annotation, cellular component: membrane. The record is from RefSeq and is a predicted model, not a curated record. NCBI's taxonomy places the organism in Eukaryota, Viridiplantae, Streptophyta, Magnoliopsida, Poales, Poaceae.
GUGAUCUUGCUAACAAAUUCACCGCAAUCAGCUCAGAGUGCCCCCAUGCCUUCAACACUCAUCACCGGCCACUGGAAAAUAUCCUCCCUCAACAGUUGCUCCCAGCCACCCACUCCCCACCGGCACCGGAGCUCCAAACAUUCCCAGCCAGCUUCCUUCCGGCCGCCGAGCACGAGCACCUCGCCACCUCCCCACGCUCGGCCAUGGAGGACUGGCUCUUCUACUCCCUCACCACGCUCCUCUGCCUCCUCUGCUCCCUCCUCCUGCGCGCCGGCCGCGCCCGCAGCCUGGGCGGCAGCAAGGCCCACGCCGCCGCCGACUCGCUCCCUCCCCUCCCGCCAGGGCCAGCGCCGCUGCCGGUGUUGGGCCCGCUGCUCUUCCUCGCCCGCCGCGACUUCGACGUCGAGCCGGCGCUCCGCCGCAUCGCGCGGGACCAUGGCCCGGUCUUCACCUUCGCGCCGCUCGGCAGGUCCCGCCCCACCAUCUUCGUCGCCGGCCGCGCAGCCGCGCACCGCGCCCUCGUCCAGCGCGGCGCGGCCUUCGCGUCCCGCCCGCCCACCACGGGCGCCGGCGUCGUGCUCACCAGUGGCGGGCGCAACGUCAGCUCCGCCCCCUACGGCGCCACGUGGCGCGCGCUGCGACGGAACCUCGCGUCCGGGGUGCUCAACCCGGCGCGGCUCCGGGGCGCCUUCUCGCCCGCGCGGCGGUGGGUGCUCGACGUCCUCGUCUCCCGCGUCCGCUCCGACGGCCGCGGCGGGGAGUCCCCGGUCCCCGUGAUGGAGCCGUUCCAGUACGCCAUGUUCUGCCUCCUCGUGUACAUGUGCUUCGGCGGCGACCGCGUGGUGGACGACGACGACGCGCGCGUGCGGGACAUCGAGGCCACGCAGCGGGAGCUCCUCGCCAACUUCCUCAGCUUCCAGGUCUUCUCCUUCCUCCCGUCCGUCACCAAGCUCGUGUUCCGGCGCCGGUGGGAGAAGCUCGUCUCGCUGCGGCGGCGGCAGGAGGAGCUCUUCCUCCCGCUGAUAGAAGCCAGGAGGGACGCCGGCGCCGACGGGGACUGCUACGUGGACUCCCUGCUAAAGCUCACCAUCCCCGAGGACGGCGGGAGGGCGCUAACCAACGGCGAGAUCGUGAGCCUCUGCUCCGAGUUCCUCAGCGCCGGCACCGACACCACGGCCACCGCGCUGCAGUGGGUCCUGGCGAACCUCGUCAAGAACCCGGAGAUGCAGGGCAGGCUGCGGGACGAGGUGGCCGGCGUCGUCGGCGCCGCCGCCGGCGAGGUGCGGGAGGAGGACCUGCAGGCGAUGCCGUACCUGAAGGCCGUCGUGCUGGAGGCGCUCCGGCGCCACCCGCCGGGCCACUUCCUGCUCCCGCACGCCGUGCACGAGGACACCACGCUGGACGGGUACCGCGUGCCCGCCGGCGCGCCGGUCAACUUCGCCGUGGGCGACAUCGGGCUCGACGGGGAGGUCUGGGACGCGCCGUCAGAGUUCCGGCCGGAGCGGUUCCUCCCCGGCGGGGAAGGGGAGGACGUCGACCUGACGGGCAGCAAGGAGAUCAAGAUGAUGCCGUUCGGCGCCGGCCGGAGGGUCUGCCCCGGCAUGGCGCUCGCGCUGAUGCACCUCGAGUACUUCGUGGCCAACCUCGUGAGGGAGUUCGAGUGGCGCGAGGCUGACGGCGAGGAGGUGGACCUCGCCGAGAAGCUCGAGUUCACCGUCGUCAUGAAGCGGCCGCUCAAGGCCAGAGCCGUGCCGCUGCGGUCGCCGCCGCCCACAGUCGCAGCUGCUUGAUCGAGUGUUCUCUCUAGAUAGCAUGGCAAUGAAUUGGCAACAGAAAGAGUGUUCUUCUGGUUGCUCUAGCUGUGCAUACCAUGGGAUUAUAGAACCAAAGAUACAUGAUGUUAAACAGAUUUCUCUUGUUCUUUUGGGAACUUAGUUUGAAGCAGUAAGGUAAUGCUGCACUAAUGUGCUUGUAUAAUGUGUGUACAAUAAGGCAGCAGUUAGUAAAUAUUUACUUUACUGAACUCCAAAUGAAAAGUGUAUAGAAAACUUGUAUACGUUUCCAGAGCACUUGGAAGCGUUCAGCAUUCAGCAAGCACAUCGAGCCAUUCCUCUAUGCAUUGGCUUGACAGUUUUCCA